AUGACACCAGCUGAAGAGGGUCUACAUGCUACCCACUAUCCUUGGGAACAUCAGAAAUGGACAAAGACCUUCGAUCAUGCAGCACUCCGAAGAGGAUUUUUGGUAUACCGAGAAGUUUGCGCCUCAUGCCACUCCAUCAAGAGGAUACCAUACAGAAAAUUGGUCGGUACCUUCAUGACCGUCGACGAAGCCAAGGCACUUGCAGAAGAGAACGAGUAUGAUACUGAACCAAACGACGAGGGUGAAAUUGAGAAGCGACCUGGCAAGCUCUCAGAUUACAUGGUAGCACCAUACAAGAACGACGAAGCCGCACGAGCUGCCAACAAUGGUGCUUUGCCACCUGAUCUAUCGCUGAUCGUCAAGGCCCGACACGGAGGUUGUGAUUACAUCUUCAACUUGCUUACUGGCUAUCCAGAAGAACCACCUGCUGGUGCAACCGUCCAAUCCGGCCUAAACUUUAACCCUUUCUUCCCUGGUACUGGUAUUGCUAUGGCCAAGCAACUUUACGAUGGCUUGGUCGAGUACGAGGACGGCACACCUGCAACUGCAUCGCAGAUGGCCAAAGACGUCACCGAAUUCCUGAACUGGACUGCCGAGCCGGAGAUGGAUGACAGAAAGAAGAUGGGUUGGAAGACACUAAUCAUCACAUCUGCUCUGUUCGCGCUAUCCGUGUGGGUCAAGAGAUAUAAAUGGUCACCAAUCAAGACAAGGAAGAUCAAGUAUCAGCCACCACCAGAGACAAGAAUGCGCCAAGGCGUCUCGUCAGGUAACGACUUCGGCCGUGGUAUCUAA
Lithohypha guttulata is the source of this 792-nucleotide messenger RNA. RefSeq names its product cytochrome c1 (gene CYT1). NCBI's taxonomy places the organism in Eukaryota, Fungi, Ascomycota, Eurotiomycetes, Chaetothyriales, Trichomeriaceae. The coding region runs from base 1 to 792 and encodes 263 amino acids. Gene Ontology annotation, biological process: mitochondrial electron transport, ubiquinol to cytochrome c. The transcript has 3 exons. The record is from RefSeq and is a predicted model, not a curated record. Gene Ontology annotation, molecular function: heme binding; electron transfer activity.